Messenger RNA from Owenia fusiformis, 2272 nucleotides. The record is from the annotation of a GenBank genome assembly. Lineage: Eukaryota; Metazoa; Annelida; Polychaeta; Sabellida; Oweniidae.
AUGCCGACGACGCCAGCAACAACAACUCUGCUCCUACCAAAGACACGGAGCUACCAUGCGAAGAGCGUCCGACCAGACGCCAAAGUGGGCAUGCACCUGAACCUUCAUAAAAACAUCGACAAACGCUUCAGGCCAACGUAUGUAACGAUAGAUUAUAAAAAUGGACCAGAGAGUUUGGAGUUGAUUGAUAUCGUAUUGGCACGGCAGAGGCCAUUUCUAAGGAGCUUCAGUGGAAGAAGGAUGUACUCUGCGGGUCAGGUUUACACUCAUGUUGACCACAUAGCGCAGUCCGACCCAUAUAGGAUAGCCGAGUCUAAAGGCUUCAUGAUAGAAGAAAGAGAAGCACCUGGUGUACCACGACUAAUUAAGAAAACCCCUGAUGAAGUUGAUGCCAUUAUAGAUAGGAUAACUAAGUUCGACCCUCGCAAACACCCGGCCGAUUCCCGGGGAAGAUGUGGACGGUUUACUCCAGCCCAAGAGGAUAGAGACCAGCGACCCACAAAUAAAUACUCCAAUGAUGACGUGAAAGCUAUUGUUGAACGUUUAUCAAAAUUUGACCCUGAGAAAGUCCCUGAAUCAAAGGGGCCAAUCCGAGGAACGCCUACAAAGAUGGAUCUUCCCAUUAUCUACAAAAAGAACUACACAGAGGAUGAAGUACAUGCCAUAAUUGACAGACUUAUUAAAUACGAUCCUAGUAAGUGGCCUCCAGAAUCACGAGGUAAAUCUCCAACCUUCCUACAGGAGGUCACAAAACAGAAGAUGACAACUAUCAAGAAAUGUAAACCGUUUGAAGUUGAGGAGAUUGUCGAUAGACUGAUGCAGUUUAACCCACAGAAAUGGCCACCGGAGUCCAAGAGAUUCAAUCCAAAUCGAUCAACAACAGUUUGCUUCUGAAUUACAAUGACCUGCUUUAACAUAUGAAGCCCUGUCAGCAUAGUGAACUACAAGGUGGACUCUUAAGGACUUGCCGUUCACCAUAUGGUAACUUUUAAGUAUAUAUGUAGCUUGCAAAGUCCAGUACAACUAAAAAAAAAUUAUUUGUAGACUACAGAGCGAUUUUUUAUUUAGGUUUCGUAUCAAAAAUUAAGUUGGAGCAAUUUUUCAAAAAAGGGGCCAAUCUAUUUCUAAACAUGUGUCCCUCUGGUUUCUUGAUAACCUCAUGCAGUAACCCAAAAGGGGUUUAUUAGAUGGAAACAGGAAAACAUAAAAGAGCAUUAAAGUGAACCAAUCCAUUUAAAUUUUGUAAUAUACCACGAAGUAAUGAAUGAACAAUUACAUAGAAAGAUGAAAUGGAAAAUACAGUCGAACAAACUAUUUUUUGAAACUAUACAAAAUAUAUUUCACCAUAAUUGCAAUGGUAUUUAUAGCAAUCACCAUUUUGACAUCAAAUUAUUAACAGAGUUAUUAUAACCAUGAUUUAUGGGUAUUGAACAAUUGUAUUUGUGAAUGUACUAUGAAAUAAAAGUGGAAUGAAAUAUCAGAGUCUUAGAUACCAAUGAUCGGUCGGAGAUGAUCAUGUAAAUUGAUUGUGUUUUAACAAUCUAAAAUACCUUUAAAAUACACUUCAAUAGCACUAUCCAAUUACAUGCUGUCCAGUAUUUAUUUGAAAGUCUAGCUCUGAUCCUAAAAUUCCCCAUUGACCAGUUUGAAAAUACUUUGAAAAUGGGUAUGGGCCUUUAUCAAUUUGAACUUGUCAUUCGGACUACAAAAUUAGGAAUUUUAGUUUUCAUAUUUGCAUGAAAGAUUUCUAUCAAAGCCUAUGAUGGUGAAAAAUGCAGAUUGUUUUGCUUUUAAAGGGGUAUUUUAGGGUAAGAGUUAGAGAGUAUACUACAUUAGAAAUACCAUGCGCCAUCUUUAUAAAUAUAGAAAGAACAGUCAAUAAUAUUCCUUUAGUUCUAUAUAAUAGAAAAGCAAAUCCACUCAAUUCUUAUGCCGAGGGAAGAUAUCACACUGAAAUAUUGACUCAACCCACAUACAAUCUUGCCCAAGGAGUUAAUUACCUGUUAUAUUGCAUGAUUAAUAUAAAACCAUUCUAAAAUAUUUGUAAUUUUAUUAUGCUUUAUCGAUUUUCUUAACAUUUGUGCUGUUUAUAAGAUGUCAUUGUUAUAUUUUAUUACAGUACAGUUUUACAGUAUUGUUUUCAUCAAAAAUCUUUAAUUUCAUACCAACAGAAUAAUAAUUUGUGCAUUAUCAUAAUGUAAUCACAUGUACAUACACUGUAUGUAUAUUGUAAGUUAUAUAUGGAAAAAUAUAUUUUACUGCACUGAAUAUA